Messenger RNA from Tinamus guttatus (white-throated tinamou), 1451 nucleotides. The record is from RefSeq and is a predicted model, not a curated record. NCBI's taxonomy places the organism in Eukaryota, Metazoa, Chordata, Aves, Tinamiformes, Tinamidae.
UGCGCGCCCGGCGUCGCGCUCGCCCUGGACGCGUGCGGCUGCUGCAAGAUCUGCGCGCGGCAGCUCAACGAGGACUGCAGCCGCGAGCAGCCCUGCGACCACACCAAGGGGCUCGAGUGCAACUUCGGCGCCAGCGCCACGGCGCUCAAGGGCAUCUGCAGAGCGCAGUCCGAGGGGAGACCAUGUGAAUACAACUCCAAAAUCUACCAGAACGGCGAGAGCUUCCAGCCGAACUGCAAGCACCAGUGUACGUGCAUAGAUGGAGCUGUGGGCUGCAUCCCGCUGUGCCCGCAGGAGCUCUCCCUGCCCAACCUGGGCUGCCCCAGCCCCCGGCUGGUCAAAGUGCCCGGGCAGUGCUGCGAGGAGUGGGUCUGCGACGAGAGCAAGGAUGCGCUGGACGAGCUCGAAGGCUUCUUCAGCAAAGAGUUUGGUCUGGACGCCUCUGAAGGGGAACUAACCAGGAACAACGAGCUCAUUGCCGUUGUGAAAGGAGGCCUGAAAAUGCUGCCUGUCUUUGGAGCCGAGCCGCAGGGCCGAGCUUUUGAGAACCCCAAGUGCAUCGUGCAAACAACCUCCUGGUCCCAGUGCUCGAAGACCUGUGGAACUGGCAUCUCCACGAGGGUCACCAAUGAUAACCCUGACUGUAAGCUCAUCAAGGAGACCAGGAUAUGUGAAGUGAGGCCAUGUGGCCAGCCUAGCUACGCCUCUUUAAAGAAGGGUAAGAAAUGCACCAAGACAAGGAAGUCCCAGACCCCUGUGAAGUUCACUUAUGCUGGAUGUUCCAGUGUGAAGAAGUAUCGCCCCAAGUACUGCGGCUCAUGUGUGGAUGGAAGAUGCUGCACUCCCCAGCAGACCAGGACUGUCAAGAUCAGGUUUCGUUGUGAUGACGGGGAAACCUUCACCAAGAACGUCAUGAUGAUCCAGUCUUGCAGAUGCAACUACAACUGUCCACACGCAAGUGAAGCUUAUCCUUACUACAGACUUGUCAAUGACAUUCACAAAUUUAGGGACUAAGUUGCCUUGGGGGUGGGACACUGAACAAAAAUUUGAAGUAACCAGCCCUGGAGAAAGGACUUUUAUGGUGGAAAUGGUGCCUUCCCCAGCUGAGGGCAACAUUGAAAUGCUCCAAGAGUGCACUGUGCAACUGGACACUAUUGCAACAGAGAUUUAAGCAUACUUAAGGCUUCAUACUACUGGAGCGACCUUAUUGCUUCUUUUUGGAGCACCUUCUCUUUAUAUACUGUUUUCUGUUUGUAAGUGAUAAACAUUUUCUUCUGGUUAUGAAAACUUUUUUUUUUUCCUAUACUGUUCAACUUAACAUUAUGCUUUCCUCUUCCCUCUCUCUUCUCCCACCCUUUCCCAACCAAGUUGGAGGUUACAUUCCUUCCUGAGGUGGGCACUUGUGGGGUGUUCACAGUGGCAGCUAUUAUGUACCAACUGUAGUUUAAUAG